AGGGUGUUGAAAGUUUUCAAACCUGGCAAAUGAAAAUGAGCCCUGAAAGUCCAAUUAUGGCCAAUUUCUUAUUGCUCUGAGUAACGGAUGAUUUACUUAUAUUAUAACAUUUAAUUGUUCAAACGGUGUCUGAUACUGCUGUUUCGCAAUUGAUUCCUUAAAUUACUGACUAAAUCGCUUUGAAAGUCCCGCUUGAGGUUGCACCUUCGUGAAAGAUCACUCAGAAGUGACACUGACAAUAUGGAAAACAAAACAAUCACUCGAAAGUGGGGCUAGGAAUUGUUUUUAUUGAACUUAACUAGAAAACAGAGCGUUUAUUACAUUUUAAUAAUGUUUCUAUUAAUUACUAUCACAAUUGCCGGCGAUAAUAGACAGUCUUUUUGAUCUACGCAGCGUUUACUAUGGGAACUAUAUAAUUAGAGAUGACCAGUCUGACUCUACCUCUGGAUAAUAUUGAUGUGAGUGAAAAUACUGAACAAAUUAGUAAGUUGUUUCCGAAGUGUAGACCCAGGAGUGAUAUUAAUUUAAAUCCCAUUGUCGCUUCAUCAAAGGAUCAUGAGUGUGUGGAAAAUACUUCUACAAACACGGUCAUGAAUGUCCAGGAUGAAAAUGAUAGGUGGGUGGCAGAUAGUUCCUGUAAUAUUAAUAGAGACAAUAAUUCUCCAUGUUACUCACCAGAUGAUGAUUGUAUGUCAGAGCACAAGUCGUCUAGUGGAACCUAUAAAUUAAGAGAUUCUAGGAUAAUUGAGAUUGCGGGUGGCCGAGAACUGUAUUCGCAAAGUAGAACGAAAGCGGUACGAAAGUCUAGAAGUAGUCAAUAUUUAGGAGAAGAUGGAGAACGGAAAUUACAGAGAUUGCCAAUGAAGCAACAAGGUGUAUGGGAGCUGCGUAGUAAAAAUAAUGAAGCCAAAAAAGUUGGAAAUACUCGAGAGUAUACUGACACAAUAUUUUCAACUGAAGUGGGUCCGAUGACACACGGAAAAGAAUCUCAAAGUCCAUCAAAGAAGCAGCAAAGCCCUACUAAUAUGCCUUUUCCGGAGGAAGUUGUUGUUUUUGAUGAUAUAGGCGAUGGUUGGGGUAGUGAUAAGGAAAAGCAACAUGAACCCCACGAAAAUGAACAAAGCGGUUUCACUGCUAGUCAUUCGUAUGACUCAAACAACAUUGAUAGUGAUAAAGUAACUAAGGUAAUUGGAAGUUUGCCAAUAGCAGUAUACGACGGUUCCCCCAGGCGGUAUGGUCCGCGACAAACAGGAACCAAUAAUUCUCAUAUGCAGUUGCCUAGCGCACAGAGCUUGUUGGCGUCUCCUAGUGUAUAUCCUCCAAGGCCUGGGUUCCCUCAAAGGAUCGUUACUAGUCCCAAUCCCAGUGAAAAAGAAUGUAAUAAUAGUAAUGUAGAGAAUAAUUCCUAUAACAAACGAAAUAGUUCUCCACCGACAACAAACACGACAUUUGAUUAUUUAUACGAGUUCUCCGAAACUCGAAAAGUUUUGGAAGAGUUUUUUAAAUGUCCUCCUGAGGAAGAGAAUAGAUUAGGAAGCGAAUUCCAGGAUUUAGAAUACGAGUUGAGACGACAGGCAAGUGAAUCUGGAAAUUCAUAUGUAGGAAAAAGAUUAGCUAAAGGUCGCAGCAGUGAACCUGAUUUUUGCAUGCGAAUUGAUUCACCAGCGAAAUGUUUUACAAUUUCCAAUGUCCCUUUGCAGGACCAUGAUUUUCCAGAGCAUGAAAAUAAUUUCCUUGAUCUGUCCAUUGGCACAGGGUCUAGUGGUGAUUUGGGUGAAACGGAAGUCGGUUUACAGGUUGGACACAGUCGAAAUUUUACUUUAUCCCCCGAAACUACCGAUUGUGACUCUAAUUGCGGGGAUUUAGAUAGCGAGGUUUCUUUAAUGCUCAUGGAAAACGACCUUGCGCCUUCUGGAGGUCUAUUGGGAUCAAAUACAGAUUUGGCAGUGCCCGGUGAUACUUCACGGUUGUAUUCUAGUAUGCCAGUUUUGGAAGACGGUUUGUCGUCAGGCCAUGCUAGUGAUACUGAUAAUAAUAACCCUACAGUUAUGCUUAUGAAAAGACAAAUUACGGAGAUAGAAAGGGAAAUCAAUCAAGGUGUUUGUAACUCAAAACCCAGUGAAAAUGGCAUAGUCGCUCAAAAAGAGAGCAUCAGUACAUCACCCAUCGACAUGAAUAAUUGUGUAAAUAGUUUUGAUGAACCGUUGAACCUUUCACAGACUGAUUCUAUAGAAAAAACACCUCCACCUCCUGCUCCAGCACCUCAUCGCAUGAACAGCAGCGCAGAAAACACUAAUGAUGUAGAAGCAGCCAUAAAAGAUAUCAGACUGACUCUCCAAAGGACGAAAACGCUUCCAGUGCAACGACAUCCAGGAGAAGAGUGUGAAGAAAACGGUGCGAGCCCCGUUUGGGUACCAAGUCAUUUUCGGCAAAGGGGGCUGUCGACCACAAGUGCUGACUCAGAGCGAAAAGGCAACAGUGGACCUGAAGAAGAAGAAAAUGACACAGACUUGGAAACUGAUAGGCUUCUUGGCCAACAAAGAACAGACGACCAAGGGUUUUAUGAUGAGAAAGAUUGGAGAAAACCUAAAAGUCGAACAAUAAUGCCGCAAAUAGGCCAUUCCAUUUCCAAACCAUUGCUCACUCCUUUAGACGAAAGCUCUAUUCCGUUAGUCCCGUCCUCUGACUUGCAAAAUUCCGUACCCCAAUCGCCUUCCGCCGUCUCUGACAAAAGCCAAUCACCUCAAAGUCAAAAAGGAUCAGUGUCUUCAAAUAAAACUAAAAAGGAUAAAGACAAAAAGAAGGGCAGAAGUAAAGAAGAUGUUAUUCAACGUUCAGUUCUGAUAGAAGGGGUGCUAUUUCGAGCCCGAUACUUGGGCUCAACUCAGUUAGUAUGUGAAGGGCAGCCUACCAAAACUACUAGAAUGAUGCAAGCUGAGGAAGCAGUGUCUCGCAUAAAGGAGGCAUCCAACCAAGCGGUUCAGCCGUACGAACCUCAAUAUGCGACAUUUAGUUGUCCUGAAAGCGGACACUUUGACGAUGAAACUCAUCUCAAUUCGAUUUCAGAGAACGAACCGCAAAUUGACAAUGCUGUAAUGCAAUUGAUGCAACCAUUAACCCAUAAUGAUGAUCCAUCACCGUUUAUCGAUGAGAACCCAUUGGGUGGUGGUGGAGCAUCAGGAACGGUGUUUCGAUUACUAUUCCUGGGUUCUGUUGAAGUCGACGAGGAAGGGGGUAGAAAACGACGAAAAAAAUUCAAGAAAAAUAUGGUUGAAGUUGCUGUUACUAAGAUUAAGGCUUUGGCACCAGACGGGGAAACUCAGCCCAGUACAGAAGUCGAUCUAUUCAUCUCCACAGAAAAAAUUAUGGUGUUGAACACGGAUCUGAAAGAAAUCAUGAUGGACCAUGCACUGCGCACCAUUUCAUACAUCGCUGACAUCGGCGAUCUAGUCGUAUUGAUGGCUAGGCGAAGAUUCAUUCCUCAUGAGGUUGAGGACGCUCCAAAGAUCAAUAGAACUCCAAAAAUGAUCUGCCACGUUUUUGAGAGUGAGGAAGCUCAAUUUAUAGCUCAAUCUAUAGGCCAGGCCUUUCAAGUUGCGUAUAUGGAAUUUUUGAAAGCCAAUGGAAUUGAGGACCACAGCUUCGUCAAAGAAAUGGAUUAUCAAGAGGUGCUAAAUUCCCAAGAAAUUUUUGGAGAUGAAUUACAAAUGUUCGCCAAAAAGGAAAUGCAAAAAGAGGUGGUGGUUCCAAAGGCAAAAGGUGAGAUACUCGGCGUUGUAAUCGUUGAAUCUGGAUGGGGUUCAAUGCUGCCUACGGUUGUGAUAGCUAAUUUGGCUCCAGCGGGGGCUGCAGCUAGAUGCGGUCAGCUCAAUAUAGGCGAUCAAAUAAUUGCCAUCAACGGCGUUAGCCUUGUUGGACUUCCUCUUUCCACCUGCCAAACAUACAUCAAGAACUCGAAGACUCAAACGGUAGUAAAAUUAACUGUUGUCCCAUGUGCUCCGGUGGUGGAAGUGAAAAUUAAAAGGCCAGACACAAAAUAUCAAUUAGGGUUCAGUGUUCAAAACGGCGUGAUAUGCAGUUUGCUUCGUGGGGGCAUAGCGGAAAGAGGCGGAGUUCGGGUUGGCCACCGAAUAAUUGAAAUAAACAAUCAAAGCGUUGUUGCGGUCCCACAUGAAAAAAUUGUAAAUCUACUAGCAACAUCUGUUGGAGAAAUUUUAAUGAAGACGAUGCCAACCUCCAUGUUUCGUUUGCUGACUGGCCAGGAAAAUCCAGUGUACAUUUAAGUUAAAUGUUCUUGAAGGUUUGAAAGUGCCUACUUGUAGAUGAUAGCUAAAAGAUCAUUGGAAUUGUUUUCAGUUUUAUCGUGUUUGAGGCGCAGAUCGGUAUAUUUUUAUUGUUAGUAUAAGUUUAUCAGACUGAAGACAAUACAAGCAUGACCUGCGCUCUGCACAUUAUUGUGCAAUUUGGUAGUUUCCAUUUUCCAGAAACUAACAUCACAAUUGGUACGUAUAACAGUUGAGCCCAGUUUGUCUACUAAAAUAUAAAAAAGUUUGUCCAUUAAUCAACUAACAUUAAAUAAACCCGCUUGAUACGUUCAAUUCGCCUAGAUUUCGUAAAAAUUGCAAUCGCAAGUCUACCAUGUAAAUCAUACACAAUUGAAUGUUUAUAGAAAUGUGAAGCUACCAAAUGACGAUAAGCUUUUCGUGAUAGACCAUAUCCUUUGCUUGAUCGCGUUACUAUUUAUUGUGAAUGUGAAGAAAAUACCAAAGACUGUUGGUUGGCUUAGAUGAAUAUUUUAUCCCCGAUUUAUAGAUUAAAGUAAUUUAAACUUGAUCAGUAAUUCUUUAAGCAUUCCGUAAUAUUAACAACGGUGUAAUAUCUUCGUAAUCUGUGUACUCAGAAAUUUGAUGGAUGUAUCUUCUUCCGAUAAUUUAGCAGAUUCUAGUCAUCGCCUUUAAUUAAAGUUAGACAUAUUCUAGAAGGUAAUCAAUUCGUUUCAGUUUAAUGCUAUAUCUAAUGCGUUCACUUAGGGAUCGAACUUGGUUGAACGUUUUUUUCUGGGAAACAUGGCUAUCAGUUUUCUGCUUGACUUAUUCGGAUAUAAUACAAAAACUGGGUGGCAAUAUUUCAACUGAUAAUUUGCAAUUAACUGCCACUUUUUCAUACCUUUAAGGGAUAAGUUAGUAAUUGUUUAUCCAGGGUAACAUCUAAUUGAAAGGAACAAAUGUUCGUUGAACUCCGCACGUGGCUUUCUGCAUUUUUACUCGAAACAUAAUUAGAAAUUAUCAACAGCAACUUUGCUGUUAUCCUCAAAAUAAUCACCAAAAAUUGAAUAUGUUUGAAUUGGAAACGAAUUAUUCUUCUUCAAGCUGUGGACGAAAACGGGAUACACAACCAAUAUUAUUAAGGCUGCUGCAAAGUAUAUCUAAUAGUUAUUAUUUAUCUACAUAUUUAAUGUGUAACAAUAAUUGUGUCUACAAUAAAAUAAUUGAAUGACCUCGUAUGUAAUAGAAAUAUAAUAGUAAUUAUUUUAAGCUAUUUAUCUCUGUAAAUUUAUUAAGUGUGCGACCACAGUAGACGUCUAAAUGUGUAUGUAAGAAUAUUCAGAUCUAUGUUGCUCCAAAACUAUCCUGCGAACCGCCAACAAGUAUUAAUUUGGGUGUAAAAAUCUUACUACUUUACAGCAAUGGUCAGUCGGUGGUUGGUUCGAGGGAUAUUAGGUUUGAACCAUUGGAAUGACCUGAAUCCGAUUAUUAGUUAAUUUUCACUAUUCUCUGUAGGUUUUGAAGCAAGUGGCUUCUUGAGAAACGAUCAUUCAUAAAAUAUAGUUGUCACUUCAACUCAUACUCUCUCAAGUAUGUUACUCUAACACGAUUUCUGCUUGAAACAGUCGCACUUAAAAAUAUUUAUUAUACUCAAUGAGUUCUUUCUGAAGGGGCUCCGAUUUGCUUCAAGUUAAUCAAUAUUCGCGUAACAAUAGACACAAUACAUUGUUGAUAAGGGCAGGAAAGUGUAUAAAAAUGAUAGUAGUGAUCAUGUAAAAAAAUAAAAUCGAACUCGUGCAUUUCUUGUAAAAACCCUUCUCCAUUCUUUUUGAAUGCUCAGGUGCCCGUAAUGUUUCAGUACGAUCUAUAUAGCGGUGUAUUUACAGAGAUAUAUCAAUUUUUGCCGAGUAUUUUUUCCAAGUAUUAUAUCGGAUUAUAUGCUAAAUCCGAUUUAUAUAGAUUGUCCAGUUAAAUUCUCAAAAUACACAAUUAUUUUUAAGAAAUGCAAUAAAAUCUAUCCCUCCGUAAGUGUCGCUAGUUUCGGUUAGUGCGUGUUAAAAAAAAUUGAUAUAUUAAAAACUGUAACAACUAGCUCUUCAUUUUUUUACGUAAGUAGUUCUUAAUCAGAAGCUCAAGUUAUGUUCUUCAACCAUCCGAUAUAUGCUCUUUGUAUAAAAACUAUAUGUGUAUUAUUGCAUGUUUGUAACAUAUUUUAUAUACUAAACAAAUAUCCCUUUGUAAUUAGGGUGCUACUGUAAGCAUAUGAUAACCCGGGAUGAAAGGGAAUCGGUGGAAAUGAUUCCAACUUAUUGUGUGCCUUUUCCUUUGUUGGCAUUCCUAAAAACCAAUAUAAAUUAAUUGAAUACACAUGAUUGUAUGCUUCAUUGGUGAACACAUCAUGACAUAUAUUUUUAGUCUAAUUUAAAGGCAUAUUUAACACAUUGUAAAUCAAAAGAAGUAAUAGAAUUAAUGACAUUGUGUAUUUAACCUGCCACUUGCUCUAUAAAAAAGAUUGUGAAUUA
This is a messenger RNA of Dendroctonus ponderosae (mountain pine beetle), 6787 nucleotides long. RefSeq lists its product as uncharacterized. The transcript has 24 exons. Gene Ontology annotation, molecular function: protein binding. Gene Ontology annotation, biological process: chemical synaptic transmission. NCBI's taxonomy places the organism in Eukaryota, Metazoa, Arthropoda, Insecta, Coleoptera, Curculionidae. The coding region runs from base 423 to 4283 and encodes 1286 amino acids. The record is from RefSeq and is a predicted model, not a curated record. Gene Ontology annotation, cellular component: plasma membrane; dendritic spine; cytoplasm.